This is a messenger RNA of Erigeron canadensis, 3943 nucleotides long. Its product is annotated as RAB11-binding protein RELCH. The transcript is spliced from 20 exons. Gene Ontology annotation, cellular component: recycling endosome; trans-Golgi network. Gene Ontology annotation, biological process: intracellular cholesterol transport. Gene Ontology annotation, molecular function: protein binding. Lineage: Eukaryota; Viridiplantae; Streptophyta; Magnoliopsida; Asterales; Asteraceae. The record is from RefSeq and is a predicted model, not a curated record. Bases 223 to 3741 code for a protein of 1172 amino acids.
UUUGCCAAUUUUACACUUUUCCUGAAUAAACAAACAAUUGAAAUUUCCAUUUCAACUCUUUUAUUCAAUUCAAGCACGGACUCCAUUAACAGAUCUUCCCUUUAAUAAAACUUCCAUCAAAACCGAAGAAGAUACAAAAUUUCACCAUCAAAUCAAAUAAACACAAAAUUUCAAAAAUCUGAAUCAAUGUGAUGACAAAAUAAUAAAUUGGAGAUAAAUACAAUGGACGUAGAGAAAUCAUCGCUGUGUAAUUGCGUAGUAAACUUCUUACUUGAAGAAAAUUACUUAUUAUCUGCGUUUGAGCUUCUUCACGAACUCCUUGAUGACGGCCGUGACGAUCAAGCUAUUCGUCUCAAACAGUUCUUCGCUGAUCCUCUUCAGUUCCCCCCCGAUCAGAUCUCUCGCUUCAAUACUCUCAGAGUUGCCGACCCACAGAGUCUGCUAGAGGAGAAAGAAUCACUUGAGGAGAAAUUAGCAAUUAGGGACUACGAGAACCGUUUGGCUCAAGAAGACAUUCUGAAGUUCAAGACUGAAUUGCAAAAGAAAUCUGAGGCCAAGCUGGAUGAAUCAAGUGAUGCCAAAGCAAUAAAUGGAUCUGAUGUUCAACAAAGCAGGGAUACAACAGUCUCCGAUUUGGGUCCUUUAAAGGCAAAAGAGCGUCAAGACCUGAACUGUGCUGUAAAGCAAUAUCUUCUCUUAGCCGGAUACCGUUUGACUGCCAUGACCUUUUAUGAAGAGGUUAGCGACCAGGAUCUAGACGAUUGGCAGAAUUCAUCUGCAUCUGUGCCAGAUGCCUUGCGCCACUACUAUUAUCAGUACCUUUCAUCCACUACAGAAGCUGCUGAGGAAAAGUUUUCAAUGCUUAAAAAGAAUGAAUCAUUGCUCAAAGAGAUUGAUAAGCUCAAACUGGAGAAGCAGUCCUUGUUGAGAAGCAGAGAUUUGGCUGAUGCUCAGUCAGUGACUUUAAAGAAGUCACUGGAGAGUUUACAUAAGGAUAUUAAGGAGAAAGAGAAUCUGGUUCAAGAUCUAAAGCAGGCACUGGAGCAGCAAAGGAAAGAAUUAAGUGCCUGCAAAGCUGAAAUAACUUCACUUAAAAAUCACAUGGAAGGAGCUCAAAAAACUGAACAUAUGACAUCUGAUGAUGCAGUAGAUAGGCAAGUACAAUCUCUAGAAAGCUACAAAGAAGAAAUACAAGUGCUACAAAAGGAGAUUGAAAGGCUGAGUGCUUCAAAAAAUACUGAUACCCAACCUGUAGGAUCCUUAAAUAGUGUGGAAGAAGUAACUGAUAGAGAAGAAGUAAUAAAGAUACGUGAAAAUGAUAUUCCAUCACUAUCAAGUGAUGUUGCGUCUGAAACUUCCGAAAGCGCAGAGUCUCAUAAUACAAUAAUUCAUAACGCAGACGGUACUGCUGAUAAACAUGAUGAAAUUACCAGAUCGGAUGAUAACGUCGCGAAUGUCCCUGAAGACAAUGUGGUGCCGGUCAUAACUGAUAAUGGGUUGCUUCCAGAGUCCAAUUCUCCCGUUGAACUUGAUUCUGAGAAGAAGGUUCCUGGAACCAUUCAAAUUCUUUCAGAUGCAUUGCCUAAAAUUGUUCCUUAUGUGCUGAUCAAUCAUCGAGAGGAGCUUCUUCCCCUCAUGAUGUGCGCCAUUGAGCGUCACCCGGAUAGCAACACAAGGGAUUCGUUGACUCACACAUUGUUUAACUUGAUUAAGCGUCCAGAUGAAAAACAAAGACGGAUUAUUAUGGAUGCUUGUGUCACCCUUGCUAGGAAUGUCGGAGAAAUGCGGACAGAAACAGAGUUGCUUCCCCAGUGCUGGGAGCAAAUUAAUCACAUGUAUGAGGAGCGCAGGCUGCUUGUUGCUCAAUCAUGUGGGGAGCUUGCUGACUUUGUGCGUCCUGAGAUCCGAGACUCUCUCAUCCUAUCUAUUGUCCAACAGCUGAUCGAGGAUUCUGCAACUGUUGUUCGUGAAGCUGCUGCUCGUAAUCUGGCUUUGCUGCUUCCGCUCUUCCCAAAUAUGGACAAAUAUUUCAAGGUGGAAGAAAUGAUGUUCCAGUUAGUUUGUGAUCCAUCUGGAGCGGUUGUAGAAACAACAAUUAAAGAACUAGUUCCUGCUUUGCUGAAGUGGGGAGGCAAAUUGGAUCACAUCUUACGAGUGUUACUUUCUCACAUAUUGAGCUCCAUCGAGUGCUGCCCACCUCUUUCAGGGGUUGAAGGUUCUGUAGAGUCACACUUCCACGUUUUAGGUGAAAGAGAACGAUGGACCGUUGAUGUGUUACUGCGGUUACUAUUGGAUUUACUUCCCAUGGUACACCAGCUAUCUAUUGAGACUUGUCCAUAUCCAUCUCUCUCAGAUUCUGUGGGGUCAUCAUUUCCAAUGCCGUUGCUUGAAAAAUAUUCAGAGGGACAUGCAGAUUGGCCUGCUUUUGAGUGGCUUCAUGAUGAUUGCUUUCCCGGUCUUAUUCAAAUAGUCUCUCUUUUACCACAAAAGGAAGAUAGUCUGAGACACAGGAUCUCAAGUUUUUUGCUGGCAGUUUCGAACCGAUUUGGAGAUGAGUAUCUGACCCAUAUCAUGCUACCUAUAUUUUUGGUAGCAGUUGGUGAUAAGGCUGAUCUGGCAUGUUUCCCGUCAACCACAAAGGCAAAAGUGAAAGCUUUAAGACCAAAACUUGCUGUAGAUGAGAGAAUUGCCACGUUGUGCGUCCUACCGGUUCUGUUGGCAGGUGUCCUUGGAUUUUCUAAGAAGCAUGAAGUAUUAACAGAAUACUUGAGGAAUCGUUUGGUCCAAAGUGCUGAGCAGGAGGUUCAGCCAGCAAUGCACGGUGCUGAUGUUUACAACUCUGUCCGAUUCCUUUGCACGUAUGAAGACCACCAUAAUCUGGUUUUUAAUAUCUUAUGGGAAAUGGUCGUGAGCUCCAACAUGGAUCUUAAAGUCAAUGCUGCCAAACUUCUAAAAGUGAUUGUACCAUAUAUUGAUGCAAAAGUUGUUUCAGCACAUGUUUUGCCGGCUCUUGUAACUUUGGGCUCUGAACCGAACUUGCAUGUGCUGUAUGCAAGCAUUGAUGCCUUUGGAACUGUGGCUCAGAACUUCAAAAAUGAUGUGAUUGUUGACAAAAUACGUGUUCAAAUGGAUACUUUUCUGGAAGAUGACUCUCAUGAAGCUGUGAUUGCCGCCAUUCGUGCAUUAGUGGUGGCUGUGCCACAUACAACGGAGAGUCUAAGAGAUUAUUUGUUAUCAAAGAUAUUUCAUCUUUCUACUCAACUUCCGUCAAGUAACUUGGUGCAUCAGCGAGAUAGAUCCAAUGCAUUUUGCGAGGCAAUCCGUGCUUUAGAUGCUACAGCAGAUCUAUCAGCUGCCAGUGUCCGGGAUCUGCUCCUGCCAACUAUACAAAACCUAUUAAAGGACACAGAUGCUCUUGAUCCAGCACACAAGGAGGCUUUGGAAAUCAUAGUGAAGGAAAGGUCCGGUGGAACAUUUGAUGCUUUCAGCAAGGUGAUGGGGUCUCAGUUUGGGCUGCCAACCUCGAUGACGAGCUUAUUUAGUGAAGGUGGGCUGCUUGGAAAGAGGGAUUCAGUGGAAAUACCAACACCACCACCAAAUGUAGGUGAUCGCCCCAAGCCUACCCUCAAUCCACCGUCAGCCACUGAAGACACUCGAUUUAGGAGAAUCAUGAGAGGGGGUCUUACUGACAUGCUUAGGGGCAAAGCCAAAACUAAUGACGAACUUCCUCCACCCCAGUAAAAAUGUUAUGCUUUUCUUGUAAUUUGAAGAUGUCACAUAAAUUUUGGUGUUGUUCGUUUAACUCUAUUCUUUCUAGUGUUAGCUUGAGUAAAUUUCAUUCGACUUAUGUGAAAGAGCUAAAUAUGUUAUACAUCGAUCAAAAGAAUUAACAUACGUAUUUUUAUAAAUAUAUAUCUUAGAAGAAGCGUAGCAGUUUGUAUUC